AAAAAUCUCAUCGAAUGAGGUUUCAAUGCGCCGGAAUUUUUGUUAUCUCUGCCAGUUUCCUGUGGGAGAGCAAAAUCUCAUAAAAUUUUUACUGAAUACGUAUUUCCGUCAGUGAACAAUCAAUUUUUGCCCAACAUUCGAGGAUAGACCCAGCGAACAAAUAGGGACUUGAUACUGUGUUGGACAAGGCUACAGUGACAAAAAUAAUUCUCGUUACGUUUCAAUAACACUUUGUGUGAUUGUCAUUAAAUGAUAAUUCAUAAUGGCAACUCCCAGGGAUCAUAGCAAACCAGGUGUCAUUGUGUUAGGCGGAUGUGGCUUCAUUGGACGUAAUCUUGUGGCUUAUCUCGUUGAAAAUGAACUGGUCUCUUUUCUGCGUGUCAUUGACAAAGUACCACCACAGACAGCCUGGCUCAAUGAUAAACAUCGACAGAUUUUUGAAAAUCCUAUAAUCGAAUUUCGAAGUGCCAACCUCAUAAAUACAGGUUCUUGCCAAAAUGCCUUUGCAUGUGAUGAACCCAUCGAUUUCGUAUUCAACUGCGCUGGGGAGACCAAAAGUGGUCAGACUGAUCCUGUUUACAAGGAGGGCAUCUACAAAUUGAGCAUGAAUUGCGCCCAACAAGCUGCCAAACUUGGUGUUAAAAGAUAUAUAGAGAUAUCGGCUGGAAACAUGAGCUCAUCCGAGAAGGCGCCAGUGAAAGAGGAUGAAACCCCGGAUCCCUGGACAUACGUUGCAAAAUACAAACUACAAGUGGAAAACGACUUGAAGAAAAUUCCUAAUUUAAAGUACACGAUUCUGCGACCAGCAAUAAUAUACGGACCAGGGGAUAAAAAUGGAUUGACACCUCGUCUAGUCGUUGGGGCUGUCUAUAAACAUCUUGGUGAAAUGAUGAAGCUCCUCUGGGGGCCAGAUCUCCACAUGAACACGGUUCAUGUCAGGGACAUUGUUCGAGCAAUGUGGCACGUCGCUAACAGGGAUGACACAGUUGAUCAGACGUACAAUGUAGUCGACGAAGCAGAUUCAACACAGGGGUCAAUAAGUGCAAUUGUCUCAGAGAUAUUCAACAUCAAUCACGAUUAUUGGGGAACUGCAUUAUCCACUUUGGCCAAAACUGAUAUGAAUUCUGUAGUCGAAGAAGUGAAUGAUAAGCACAUGGGUCCAUGGGCGGAGAUCUGCAAUCAGGAUGGAAUUCAGAACAGUCCUUUAUCGCCAUACAUCGAUCAAGAAUUACUUUAUAAUAAACAUCUCUACUUGGAAACGGGAAAAUUAGCCAACACCGGGUUCACCUAUGAUUAUCCUAAACCGACGACAGGAGCUCUCAAAGAGGUGCUGGAGGAUUACGUAUCUAUGAAAGUCUUCCCCCCUUCACUGAUUCUGUGAAGGACAGGGCUGUCAGCUAUUUCUACGUGGUACUGGGAAGAUGUUCGCCCAAACUUCAAGACCCGCCACAUCCAAAUAAGUAGAAAAAAAAAUUCACUUCGUGCCUAAUUAUACAGAAGAAUAUUCAGAUUUUAAUACCUAUAUUAUCGACAUUGUGCAUAUUUUAGAAGUCUUGCGAAAAUUUGAAGAUCAUGGGGAAGAAAAUUUAAUCCCAGAAGCUAGUAAAUUUGUUACACAAUUCCAUUGGAUUUUCAUGAAAAUUUUUGUAAAACUUCCUGAGCUCAAACUUUCGAUCUUUCGCUGUUAGUUUUCUAAUGGUACACUGGGAGAAAAAUUGAGUAAAACUGAACGAUUAUGUUUUGACUCAAGCACUCGGUCUUGUUCAUCAAUAAUGACAGCAGAAUAAUUCAUUGAUGUAACGAAAUAUGUCGGUAGUUUAGAGAACUAUAUGAUUAAACUGUAUGCUUCAAUUAUUGAUUCUGCGGGGUCUAAACAUGAACCUCAUGCUUCGAUCAAAUGAGGAUUCGAAUCUAUCGUAUAUUGGUUCGUAUUCCCUGAAUAUUUCAUCAAAUUUUAAUAGUUAUUUGAAUGUAUCGUCUUUCGUAGAUCUGAAAACUUAUUGUAGACGACAUCAAUGGAAUCGCAUGGAAUAAGAUAUUUUUAAUGAAAUAAUGACCCGUUUUCAACGGAAUAUUUAAUGAUCUACGCUCUAUUGGGAGCCCACUGUGAAAAUGAAGCAUUAAAAGCGUUGAAACAACAGAAUUCGAUUUAUCUCUGAAAGAAUAUGCACCGAACAAGAUAUAUUUCGUUAAAUCUACGAUACUUUUCUCUCAGCGUAAAGACAGGAAAUGAAAACGGAAUGGCAAAAAUAUGGAAAAUUUGUGCUGAGGAAAUUCUACAGAAUAGUCGUUCAAAAUAGAAUAGAAGUGACAUAAGUAUCAUUCGAUCAUUAUUAAUAUCAUUAUUUCUUGAAUACAUUCGAGUUUAUAAAACCAUUCAAGUCCACUGACAUUUUUAAUAGAAUUUUUUUCAGUUUCUAUAGAAUUACUCAAAAAUUCAUGCAAAAUUGACCGGAAAUUCUGUGGAAUUGUCUAGCGAAUAGUUGGUUUUUUUUAUUGAACUUUAUCGUGUUUAAUGUAUCACAAUAAGUAAUCAAUGUGCACGCUCAUGGACGCGAAAAUCGAUGAACACCAUGAUUUAGAGACUUAACGAGACAAUGUGAUAAAACAAAAAAAAAUGUACGUACUUAAUGAAUAAUCAUCGCUGCCACGAGCUCAAUUAAUUAGUCUAACGCUAGGCAAUCCUAGUCAAAUACAUUUGGCCUACUGGAAAUGAAUUGAACGAUAUGAGGCCAGACUUUGCUGUUAGUUUGUAAAAAUGAGCGAAAAAAUUUUCUACGCAGACUUUUAUUGAAAUAUUUACUGCAUAGCCAAAGGGGGGUAAAUGGUGGUGUGAGCAUGUCUAUUGCGCCCCUUUGACUCUAUAAUGGCGGAAUAAUGAACCAAAUUUGUUACAAAAAUUUAGGCAUAUGGAGAAGUUGCUUUUUAUACAACUAAUUGACAGUGAUAUUUGAUAAUGUGAUAUCUGGGAUUUUUCAGGAUUCAUAAGUAAUUAAUCUAGUGCAUUUACCAUUACAUUCCGCUAGAAAUAUGAAAAUAAAGCAUGUGUUAAUCAAGUCAAUAGAAGAGGAUUGGGAAGCUAAAGACGAUGAUAGAAAUUGAUCGGAAAAUCCAGUUUUACAUCAACUCAGUGAUCAGAUCGGUUUGGUCAUGUUUUAUAGACUAGGAAAUCAUCUAUGGACCUAUUCCUACUUACUCCGUUUGCUCGUGUUCGAUGGCUUGUUUGAUGGAUUGUUGUAAAAUAUGAAAAAGACAAAAAUAUUACUAGUGAAUUACGAUUUUUUCAAGGGUUUGUCAAUUUAGGAAAAAUCAUAUUAAGGAUAUCCAAGUAGUUCAGUUAUUGUUUCAGUAGUGGAAAUACUUUGGACAGCAUUUGAAGUCGAACAUUAGAGACUUAAUUUAAACCUCAUUUGCCCGUAAAAUUCCAACCACUUCACUAUUUUAUUAUUUCAAAUUUGUUGAUCUCAAUCUGAAUCUCGAUAUUAAAAAAUAAAAACGUAUUUUAGAAAUUUGAAAAAUAAAUUCGAACGUUUACUUUUGAGGAAAAAUUAAGGAAAUCAUUCAAAAAAUAAUUUUUCAAACAUUACGAGUAUUUUCUAUGAAUAAUUUAUAAAAAAUUUAAUUUGAUUGUGUCGUGUAGUUCCGGCUAAAUGUUUCAAUGACUCUUGGAUAUCCUAAUGAAGUCCUUUCAGAGUCCAAUCAUACAUAAUGAAUUGUAUGAAAAAAAUAACAAUCAAUUACUCAGCAUUCUUAAUUACUUAUUAGUUAACUAGAUUCUAAAUUUCUGAUUGAACACAAAUGAACAAAUGUUAUGAAUUUUUUGUGAUUCUGCAACUUAAAAUAAAUACAUUGCCUGGAGGAGGAGUCAGAUCUACAGUUCCAAUCGCUCUAAUUAGUUAAUUAGUUCUCUUUCUGUGAGAUAAUCGUCAGCAAGGCCCUGUACAAGUUUAAGAUUUUUAACAGAGCAUCACUGAGAAAAUCGGGCUAAAAGUCGAUCAAAUUUUUCGUGUCAGAUAGUCAAUAAUAUGGGGCGUUGAAUAUGAGUCAUGAAAAUUGUUACCACUAUCGUGUUUUUGUUAAACUAAAUCACAUUGUGAUCAUAAAUGUUACAUAACAUAGCCAUCUUCCGUAAAAUCCGCAUAAUAAUGAAUACUAGUUGUAUCCGUAUGAAUUCUCAUCUUUCAUACUCAGUCUUAUGGAAAUGUGUACUCGUAUUAUGAUUUCUUACGAUAUUUUGAUAAUAAAUUUGCUUUAUCGUUAUGCAUAAAA
This is a messenger RNA of Diachasmimorpha longicaudata, 4269 nucleotides long. RefSeq lists its product as uncharacterized. Lineage: Eukaryota; Metazoa; Arthropoda; Insecta; Hymenoptera; Braconidae. The transcript is spliced from 7 exons. The coding region runs from base 263 to 1381 and encodes 372 amino acids. The record is from RefSeq and is a predicted model, not a curated record.